CCAUCUCUCACCUUCACAACCCUCAAAACCACUCAAUUGCAUAUCCACCACACAAGACAGCAGAAUGCUCGACUCCAUCCCCCUCACCCGCAGCCGCCGCAGCGACGAACUGACCCGCCUGGCGGACCAGCACCUGCAACACGACCUGACGGCCUCCGACCGCGACGCGCUGCAGUCCGCCGCCCGCACCGUCUCCCUCUGGACAACCGUUGGGUCGGCUGUGGGCGUGGGAUUGGGAUUAUACACGGCCUUCCGACUCCGGAGCUCGCGUCGCGCCUUCUUCGAGGUCUUUCGCGCGCAGCAGAAGCCGACGCAGGUGGUGUUUGCGGAUGGGCGGACUGAAUCCAUCCCCGAUAUCACUCCGCUGCUUAAACCCACCACGUUCGGCGACUUUGCCACGUAUUUCUUUGCCUCGGCCGGCGGGUUGUUUCUGGGCGGGGAGUUGGGCUUCCUGGGCGGUGCCGCCGUCGGCAGUCGGGGGAUCACCAACGAGCCCGAGCGACGGAAGCGCAUCGAGAAUGCCUUCCGGCGGUUCCGGGCGGAUGUGCUGCGGCGCGAGGCGGAUGCGUUGGACGGCGAUCGGAACAUUAUUGAGAAGAUGUUCUAAUUGUUGGAAGCGUUGGAAGGGGGUUUUUGGUUCUUUUCCCGGGCAUUCGAAGGAGGUGUUGUUUUCUCUUUCUGGGCAUUGAAUGGGGCGGUGAUAGUAUGUGUGCGCAGGCACCUCGAUACCCGGUGUGUAUUUAGCAAAUAUGAUGAGAUAUGAUGAA
This is a messenger RNA of Aspergillus japonicus CBS 114.51, 767 nucleotides long. RefSeq lists its product as uncharacterized. Lineage: Eukaryota; Fungi; Ascomycota; Eurotiomycetes; Eurotiales; Aspergillaceae. The record is from RefSeq and is a predicted model, not a curated record. Bases 65 to 607 code for a protein of 180 amino acids. The transcript has 3 exons.